GUGUGGCCUGUCUCGUGGCGGUCGUGGAGCAACUCUUGGCUUUUUAAAAUACAUCUUUUUGGCGGCUGCAGCUUCUUUUCCUCCCCCCCCCACAAGAUGGCGGCGACCGGGGCUGCUCUUCAAAGCGAGGCAGGCAGGAAGCCGCCUGGGAUCCUCCGCUGCAGCCCAGUUAAGGGGCGGCGGAGGAUGAGAGCUCAGUUGCUGAUGCUGUGGGGCGCCGCUGCCGCCUGGGCGUCUCUUGCCACCGUUUCGGCUUCUAUGGAGCCUCAUGCGGCGAUCCAAGUGCAAUCACUGAGCGGUUCAAACUGGAGCCUCCUGCUGCAAGGCCAGUGGAUGGUGGAAUUCUAUGCCCCUUGGUGUCCUGCCUGUCAGCAGAUGGAAUCGGCAUGGGAGGCUUUCGCAAAGGAUAGCAAAGCCCUUGAAAUCACUGUGGGCAAAGUAGAUGUCACUCAAGAACCUGGUGUAAGUGGCCGUUUCUUUGUCACUACGCUUCCCACUAUUUACCAUGCAAAGGAUGGAGUUUUUCGCAGAUACCGUGGCUCAAGAGCACUGGAAGACUUGGAAGGCUAUAUCCUGGAGAGAAAAUGGGAAGCUGUGGAACCUGUGGCAGGAUGGAAAUCGCCAUCGUCUGUAAUGAUGCAUGGAAUGGCAGGACUUUUCCACUUAUCUGGAUGGAUCAGGCAAAUCCACAACUACCUAGUAGGCACGCUUGGAAUUCAUGUUUGGGGUUCCUAUGCAGUCUUCAUAUUGGCCACUUUAUUGAUUGGCCUUAUCCUGGGUUUGCUACUGGUCUUGCUUGCAGACUGGAUUAGCCCACCCAAGUCCAAAGCAGAGGAAUCAGAAUCAAUGGAGCAAGGUGGUGAUACAGUAGAAGAGCAACAGGAGAUGUUGGAAGAUAGAGCAAGAGAACCAGUUCCAGAAAAGUGUGUGUCUGAUGGAGAAGAUGAGGAAGACGGUGGAGAUGAGUCUCAGGACAACUCCUCAGAUGACUCUGCAGUUGAAGGAUCUGCAACAGAAGAGGACUCGGAGCAGCAUGCAUCUGACCAAGUGAAACAAAGCUCUGUAAGGCAGCGUAAAAGUCAGGCGGCAGAUGAUGGACUGUAGUGCGAUUUACGUACUGAGAUUAUCUGGACCAAAGAAGCAUCAGGGAGCCUCCUUGACUGCAGCUGAAGCCAAACACUUGACCUGUAAACUGUUUUAAAGUAAACCCAUGCUUUGCACCAGUAGGCUACUAUUUGGUUUUAGGGCCAGUAUUUCCUUAAGUUGGUUCUGGAAGAGAGAUUUUUUAAAUGUUGAAUUGAUAGCCAUGACAAUCAAAUGUGUAACUGCAUUUUAUACUGGGGGUGUGGUGGAGGUGAUUGAAAGGUUUUACUUUUUGAGGGUUACCAUAAGCAAGGAGAUGUGUGCGUUGUACACAUGCCAGUGUUUGGUGUUCCACUAUUGACAAAUCUUGGUUGAAUGUUUGUAAGCUAGGCCAGUAUAGAAUUGGAAGUGCCCUCAUAGAAAUCCAUAGGUUGCUCAGCAGACAUAAGGCAGCUUCAGAGCUUAGCAAUUAAGAUUACAGUUGGUAUAUGUGCAUGUACACGUAUUUUACCAUUAUAUUUGUAGUGGCUAAGUGCAUCGGUUGCAUGUGCACACCUCAGAUGUGUUCAUUUGUAAGCAAGCCAACCGCAUGUAGCACAGGGCAGGUUUGUGGCCUGUGAUGUCUGGUGCAGUCCCAGGACAGCUUGAAGACAAUAAGCUACAAAUGUCCACUGAGGUAUACUUAAAUUUAUGAAGUAGUUGACAAACAUGCACAUCUGAUCCUUGCUGCAGUAAUGUACAGCAGAGUUUCCAUGUCGAUUUCUUAUUGGAAUUUAACCAUGCAGAAGGCUGUUUGAGAUUAGUCCAGACAGCUUUAAUCAUGUUAAGAUGUCUAGCAUGCAUUCCAGUUCAAGGUGGACCACUGCAGAAUUGGAAAAUGCAAUGCAUUGUGUGUAUUGCUUAAAAAAAGAAAAAUUGCUGAUACUUGAAACUUGGUAGAUCACUUCUAUUCUUUAUGACCAAAAUACUUGUUGGAUCUCGGAGGGUUCUAAAGGGCUGUUGCAACUGUUUAAGCACGAUGUUAUCUGGAAAUCUUAAUGGUGCUGGUAACUUGUGUAAGCGAUAGCUAUUUGUGUUGAAAUGGUUAAAAAUGUUUACUAAUUGGUUCAUAUGUUGCAUGUAUUGAUAUAGUACUGCUGUAUCAAUAUAGCUUGAUCAUAACAGUAGUUGUUGGCACCCCAUGUAAAUGCUGUCCUCAGUGCAUUCGUUAAUGAAGCUUUAAGGGUAAAAUGAAGUCAAAGCAAUUAACCUCUCCAUAUAUUGAAUGGCAGCAUAACAGGAUAGCUAGGAGUACAAGGUGGCAUCUAACACAAGAGUCAAUGUCAAUUUCUUAAACUUAGUCCUGAAUUUCCACAGUAAGAGGUGGUUCCACUGAACAAAUGAGGCUGGAAGGCAAGUCCUCUUAAUAGUGGAAUGGCAUGACUGCAAGUUUUUUGCACAGUGCCACAAAGCUGCUCCUCUGACUUUUAGCUGUUGAGGACAUUAAAAGUAAGUCCUUAAUCUAUGCUCUUUGUAUUAAACUGUUGUGAUUUAGCAUAGAAUUUUGUGUCUACAGUAUUGACAAGUACAGAGCUACAGUAUUUGCUUUGUGCAAGAAUACUUCCAGAAUACUUCCAGUAAGUUGAAGUGAAACUCCUGCUUGCAUGAUGCUGUUGAUCUCAAUCUGAGUCAGUUAUAGGGCAAGUAGACUCAAGUAUGGAGGAUGGAUUUUUAACCUAUUCAAAAAUUCUUCCAGGUAAACCUUGCCAUCCGUGGAUCCGAUACCUGCAGCUUCGCAUAUCUGCGGAUGGGUAAUUGACACCUGACCUUGGCAUAAGCUGAUGGCAGGGAGAGUUUACAAAGGGUUAAUUUCACAUAUCCGCUGGUUUGGGGUGGCCGGAAAUCACCUCCACUGUCAUUUCCGGCUACCAUUUUGAGGAGAGGAACCAUUUUGUGGCUCAUUUGCGUUGUUUUUUUUUAACGACUUCUCACAAAAAACCCCAACUGAUUUGGGACCGGGGGGGGGGGGGGGGCGGGCGGCAUUGCUAGAUGCCUGGAGAGCACGACAGGGCACUUCUGCUGUUUGUUUGGACCAUUUCUGCCAUUUUUGGAGUGUCUAGGAACCUAACCCCCUGUGUCCCAUUGACUCAGCGACUCAGUAUCUGUGGUUCCAUUAUCUGUGGUUGUAGUGGAGAAUAGAACCUCCGCGGAUACCAGGAUUUGCCUGUUCUUGAGUUCAUGCUACUUGAAAAUCUUAACAAAGCACCACAGUUAAAGCAAUACAUAAUGGAGAGUUCUAUAUUUCAAGUCUUGUAAAUGCAUUCAUUAUGAAUUUAAAUGAAGCACUACGUGCACUUUUCACACCACUAAAAGUGCCCAGGCAAUAACACUGACACUCCUCGAUAGCUUUAGAGAACAACCUUGACAAAACACUGCAGUGUGACCAACCUUAUUUCUCAGCUGCAGAAAGAAGAUUUGGGUACUGCAGAUGGGUAUCCAUCUUCCUGUGAAGCAAAGAUAGAAUAUAGAUCAUUGGCUGCUAUCACUCUAUUAUAGAAGGAGUCUGCUUUAAUUGCCAUCUUAACUGACUAAAUGUUGUAGUACAAAAUGUUGUUUAAUUCAAUAUGACUUGGUUCCAAAGAGCUAGUCCAGCAUUAAGCUCCCAUUUCCACCCCCAGACAUGACAUCUUCAGCACUGUAUAUUUGUUAUGGUGAUCUUUAUAUUUGUUGCAGUAUUGAACUUGUAGCACUGGCCUGGUAAACCUUCUGUUAUAGCAACAGAAAACUCAUUCCAUCAACUUCAUGAAACAGUUGGCUAGCAAUAGUUUGCAGUCACAAUAAAGAUGUGGGGUGUUAGUACUGCUUAAGUUGAUUAAGGCAAAGAUUACACUUUGGUAUCCCAAAUUUAGUAUUGGGGUAGCAGGUUCCAAUACACCAAAAAUGGGUGAAGGGGUGUUCUUGAAAUGAUCACCUUAUCUAUGUAUAAAUGCACUGUGGUCCACAUAGUUGCUUUAAGGGUUUCGCUUGCAUGGAUGCCUCGCUUCAUAAAGGUGCCAAGUUUUCAAAAGGUGGAGAGUAACUCAAGUACACACUGAUCACUGAAAGACUUGGGUAAGCCAACUUAUCUGCUCAAACUCUGUAAUUGCUUUGAAACAAACUGCUCUGGAAAAAAAAUCAAUAUUAUUUGUGCUUCUGUUUAGUGUUAACAGUUAUAUGACAAGAUUUAUAAGUGAAAUAUGCAAAACAAUUUAUACUAAAAAUGCCACUAAUGUCUAUUUCCUUGUUAACUAUAAAACUUUAUUUAUUACA
Messenger RNA from Hemicordylus capensis (graceful crag lizard), 4371 nucleotides. RefSeq names its product thioredoxin related transmembrane protein 4 (gene TMX4). The transcript is spliced from 8 exons. NCBI's taxonomy places the organism in Eukaryota, Metazoa, Chordata, Lepidosauria, Squamata, Cordylidae. The coding region runs from base 97 to 1104 and encodes 335 amino acids. The record is from RefSeq and is a predicted model, not a curated record.